This is a messenger RNA of Perognathus longimembris pacificus (Pacific pocket mouse), 1095 nucleotides long. RefSeq names its product medium-wave-sensitive opsin 1. Gene Ontology annotation, molecular function: G protein-coupled receptor activity. NCBI's taxonomy places the organism in Eukaryota, Metazoa, Chordata, Mammalia, Rodentia, Heteromyidae. Bases 1 to 1095 code for a protein of 364 amino acids. Gene Ontology annotation, biological process: visual perception; G protein-coupled receptor signaling pathway; phototransduction. The transcript has 6 exons. Gene Ontology annotation, cellular component: membrane; photoreceptor outer segment. The record is from RefSeq and is a predicted model, not a curated record.
AUGGCCCAGCAGUGGAGCCCUCAAAAGCUCAUGGAUGGGCAGACACAGGACAGCGAUGAAGAUAGCACCCAGGCUAGCAUCUUCACCUAUACUAACAUCAACUCCACCAGAGGCCCCUUUGAAGGUCCAAAUUACCACAUUGCUCCCAGAUGGGUGUACCACCUCACCACCAUCUGGAUGCUCUUUGUGGUCAUUGCAUCUGUCUUCACUAACGGGCUUGUGCUUGUGGCCACCAUGAGGUUUAAGAAGCUACGUCAUCCUCUGAACUGGAUACUGGUGAACUUGGCAGUUGCUGAUCUGGCAGAGACCAUCAUAGCCAGCACCAUCAGUGUUGUGAACCAGUUCAAUGGCUACUUCGUUCUAGGCCACCCUCUCUGCGUUGUGGAAGGCUACACUGUCUCCUUGUGUGGGAUCACAGGUCUCUGGUCCCUGGCCAUCAUUUCCUGGGAGAGGUGGCUGGUGGUCUGCAAGCCCUUUGGCAAUGUGAGAUUUGAUGCCAAGCUUGCAAUUGUGGGCAUUGCCUUCUCCUGGAUCUGGUCUGCUGUGUGGACAGCCCCUCCCAUCUUUGGUUGGAGCAGGUACUGGCCUUAUGGCCUGAAGACAUCCUGUGGCCCAGAUGUGUUCAGCGGCACCUCCUACCCUGGCGUGCAGUCUUACAUGAUGGUCCUCAUGGUGACAUGCUGCAUCAUCCCGCUCAGCAUCAUCGUGCUCUGUUACCUCCAAGUGUGGCUGGCCAUCCGAGCAGUGGCAAAGCUUCAGAAAGAAUCUGAGUCCACUCAGAAGGCCGAGAAGGAGGUGACACGCAUGGUGGUGGUGAUGGUUUUAGCAUACUGCAUCUGCUGGGGCCCCUAUGCCUUCUUCGCAUGCUUUGCUACUGCCCACCCUGGCUAUGCCUUCCACCCUUUGGUGGCUGCCCUACCAUCCUACUUCGCCAAGAGUGCCACGAUCUACAAUCCCAUUAUCUAUGUUUUCAUGAACCGGCAGUUUCGAAACUGCAUCUUGCAGCUUUUUGGGAAGAAAGUUGAUGAUAGCUCCGAACUCUCCAGCACCUCUAAAACAGAGGCCUCAUCUGUCUCUUCAGUGUCACCCGCCUGA